Molecule: messenger RNA, 1251 nt
Organism: Fonsecaea multimorphosa CBS 102226
Lineage: Eukaryota; Fungi; Ascomycota; Eurotiomycetes; Chaetothyriales; Herpotrichiellaceae
Exons: 1
Coding region: 1-1251 (416 amino acids)
Biological process (GO): regulation of transcription by RNA polymerase II
Molecular function (GO): zinc ion binding; DNA-binding transcription activator activity, RNA polymerase II-specific
Source: RefSeq, a predicted model, not a curated record
AUGCCUCCACGACGGUCGCACCAAAAAUCACGGCGCGGCUGUCUAGCGUGCAAAGUCGCCCAUGUGAAAUGCAACGAGGCGGGACCCCCUUGCGGCCGCUGUGAGCUCAGAGCAACGACAUGCGAGUACACAAGCCCAGGCCCAGGUCUACAGCAACCCCAGGAUCUGUCAUCAGGCCAUGGCCCCCCAAUACAACCAGCUGGGCCCAGUCCCGAGCUGCAGCCGCUGGAGGAGCCUCUGUUCCCAAACGAGGUUCGCGUGCUGGAGCUUCAACUCAUGCAUCGGUGGUCGACAGUGACCUACAAGAGCUUGUACAGCAAGGUGGCCGGAGAUGACUACAUCUGGCAGACGGCGGUGCCGCGCUGGUCGCUGCAACACGAUUUCCUGUGCGCGGGUCUCUUCGCCCUCUCCGCCUUCGAGGCUGCCAGCUGCUGCUCUUCCUCCUCUGGAACCGGCCGUGCGAAAUACCUCAGGGCGGCCGUCGAAUAUCAGACCGUUGCAUUGAACAACUUCCGUCGUCACCUUCAGCACCAAGAGACGAACCCAGAAAGCUAUGAGAUUGUCCUUUGCUUUUCACUAAUGCUAAUGGUUCUCGCACUGGCCUCGUCCCAGUUCAUGUCAGAGCUGGCGGGUGACGCAUCUCAAGGCGAUGGCGACAGUAUGGUGCUCAACACACUGACUCACUUCGAAUUGCUCCGCGGAUGCGGCACUGUUCUAGGCGCCAACGCGGAGCAAUACUUGGCCCAGAAUUCCUACGUCCAGAAACUUACACUGUUCGAAAACUUGCCCCGGUUGCCGUUCGACUCUGAAACAGCUGCGGCCAUGUCGAAACUAAAUACAGCCAACGAGCGAAGAAUCAUCUCGACUGUCGGUGAGUCCUACGAGCAUCGGGUCCAGCAGGUCGCACACUUCGAAGCGUGCAAGAAGGCGAUAAGUCUGCUUGAAGAAUGCUUUGCCAAAUGCGUCGGCGUCGGCCAGGAUGACGACGAUUAUCAGGGUUACAUCCUGGGAUGGCUGAAUAUGGCCGGCGAGGAGUACGUCAAUGCCAUCAAGGGUAAUGAUCAUGUUGCACUGCUGGUGUUGAUGUGCUGGGGCGCGUUGGUUGAGAAACUCGGGCGUCGCGUCUGGUGGGCCAAGGACUUUGGGAGACUUCUGGUCGAGGAGAUAUCGGAGAUGACCCUCAAUCAAACGGCCGAUGGAUUGACGACGGAUCUCAUCUCUUCGGCACGAAGGUUGAUGGAUCAACGCUAG